UCCUGAGUUUGUUUUUCUUCUUAACUAUUCACAACAAUUGGCAGGAACGGAAGAGGCCUUGGUCGAUUCGCAGAUGGGAUGUAGUGACACUUGUGUCUGAGGUGCCUAAACGAAGAUCCAAUAUGGCAGAAGCAGCAGGAGCAGCAGGAGCAGCAGGAGCAGCAGGAGCAGUAGGAGCAGCAGCUUCAGGUCUUGGGGCCGUCGUUGCAGCCAGUGAAGCCAUCGCUGCUGCUGCUCCUACUCAUCGCCAGUGCAAUGUCGAGAUCACUAAUGCCUGUAAAAAGUACAGCCUCUGUAAUCCCAGGAUGCACCUUUACAGCGGACAGUGUGCGAUACCUCAGUCCCCCUUCGUUGACUCUGGAACAUCUGAUGUUGCUGUGUUUGUCAAAACCCCUGGCACAGUAUGUGGAUCUGUUGGCGUCAUCACGUAUGAUCUCCAGAACAACAAAACAAAGAAGAGCUGUAUGAAAAUGGCCAUCUUGUUCUCUGUGCCUUUCGACUUUAAUAUUUACUCCAAUGUGUAUGCAGUGGGAAUGUUUGACAAAAGCAAGGAGUGUAGUAAGGCACUUUAUUAUGAGAUGAUGGAUGGAUCACCUGCAACAUUUGCCAGAAAGGAAGCAAGAGAGCCAGGAAGUCUCAUUUAUAAAGGUGGUACUUUUACCAUCAUGGCUACAAUGUCAGACGCCUACCAACCUGUCAUAAAGCUGCGAAUUUUUGAGACAGAUUAGUGACCAAACAUAAACAAUGUUGGUUACAGAACAAAACAUUUCAUUUCGAUUUAAUUAUUUGAACAGGACAGUGAGCAGAGGUGUCCAAAGUAUUCCCAUUCAUUCCUCAAGUAGAAGUAUAGAUAUUAGGGUUUAAAAAGUCUUCUGUAGAAGUUGAAUUAGCAACUCAAGCUUUUUACUCCAGUAAAAGUGUUAAAGUACUGGUUUCAAAACUGCUUAAAGUAUAAAAGUAAAUGUAAGGCACAGGUGUCAAACACGCGG
Molecule: messenger RNA, 989 nt
Organism: Sphaeramia orbicularis (orbiculate cardinalfish)
Lineage: Eukaryota; Metazoa; Chordata; Actinopteri; Kurtiformes; Apogonidae
Product: DELTA-actitoxin-Aas1a-like
Exons: 3
Coding region: 123-728 (201 amino acids)
Biological process (GO): cytolysis in another organism; monoatomic cation transport; pore complex assembly
Cellular component (GO): pore complex
Molecular function (GO): channel activity
Source: RefSeq, a predicted model, not a curated record